AUGUCGUUUCUACAUUCUCAUUCUCGUGAGUGCUUAAAGUCUGAGUUAGAUCUUUUCUCGAUACCUCCUACACAAACCUCGAUAGGAAGCUCUCAAUGGGUACUCUAUAAACCGGUAUCAUCCCUUACCGAUGAGUCGCAUAUAGAAUUUGUCGUCCCUGGUCAUGGUGAUGAAUACAUUGAUUUGGCUCACACAAUGCUAAAUCUUAGGGUGAAAUUAAUAACAACACCUAGGGUUGCUGCAAAUGCCGAACAAUUGGAUAGAGUUGGUCCUGUAAACAAUCUACUACAUUUGUUAUUCAAUCAAGUGGAUGCAUAUUUUAAUCAAAAAGUUGUAUCUCCACCCAGUAAUUCUUAUGCUUAUCGGGCAUACAUUGAAACUCUACUUAACGCUGGUCCUGCUCCUAAAAAUAAUCAUCUGACUACCUCUCUUUGGUAUAAUGACACGCCUGCAAAAAUGGAUGAUUUCGAUGAUAAUGUGAGAUUAAAAUCUCGCCAAAAAUAUUCAAGUGCUGGUAAAUCUAUUGAUGUUAUUGGACACAUGCACUGUGAUGUUCUUACCAGGACAAAUUUCUUAUCAAUAGUGUGGAAUUGA
This is a messenger RNA of Belonocnema kinseyi, 594 nucleotides long. RefSeq lists its product as uncharacterized. Lineage: Eukaryota; Metazoa; Arthropoda; Insecta; Hymenoptera; Cynipidae. The record is from RefSeq and is a predicted model, not a curated record. The coding region runs from base 1 to 594 and encodes 197 amino acids. The transcript has a single exon.